UUUUUAAUUCCUUUUUUUUUUUUCAGUUCUAGCAACAGCAUCUUCAUCAAUCCUUGACUCAAGCAAAAGCAUCAUCAUCAUCAUAAUGAGCUUUAAAGCUCUUACCCUGUGGCUGUGGUGCAUUUGGCUGAAUUUGUUUGAUUUAUCAUUAGGAGCUGUGAGACACUACAAGUUCAAUGUACAGUACAUGAUCCACAAACCAGAUUGCAUUGAGCACCUUGUCAUGGCAAUCAAUGGUCAAUUUCCUGGCCCCACUAUCAGAGCUCAAGUUGGUGACACCCUUCAUAUUGCUCUCACCAACAACCUUUUCACAGAGGGAACACUUAUUCACUGGCAUGGAAUUAGACAGUAUGGAACACCUUGGGCAGAUGGAACUGCUUCCAUUUCACAGUGUGCCAUAACCCCUGGAGAAACUUUUCAUUAUAGAUUCACAGUUGACAGGCCAGGUACAUACUUCUACCAUGGACACUAUGGUAUGCAGAGAACAGCAGGGUUGUAUGGUUCUUUGAUAGUGGACUUAGCAAAGGGUCAAAAGGAACCAUUUCAUUAUGAUGGUGAGUUUAACCUUUUGUUGAGUGAUUGGUGGCACGAAAGUACACAGGUGCUAGAGGUUGGCCUCUCCUCCAUCCCAUUCAGAUGGGUUAACGAUCCUCAGUCUUUGCUCAUUAAUGGAAGGGGACAAUAUAAUUGUUCCAUGGCAGCUAAUCUUAUCAACACCACCCUACCCCAAUGUAAGUUUAAAGGUGGUGAAGAAUGUGAACCCCAGAUUCUCCAAGUUGAUCCAAACAAGACCUACAGGAUCAGGAUUGCCAGUACCACUUCCCUUGUUUCUCUCAAUUUUGCCAUUGCGAAUCACAAAAUGGUGGUGGUGGAAGCCGAUGGAAACUACGUGCAACCAUUUACCAUAGACGACAUACACAUACACUCAGGGGAGAGCUACUCAGUUCUAGUAACUACAAAUCAAGAUCCAAACAAAAACUAUUGGAUAUCAGUUGCUAUUUCAGGAAGAGAAACCACCCCUCAAGCAUUAACCAUACUAAACUACAAAACAGUCCCUACCACAAUUUUUCCUUCUUCUCCACCUUCCAUGACACCUCAAUUUGAUGAUUUCAAUCACACCAAAGCAUUCACUCAUAAAAUUCUUGCCCUUAAGGGAACCCCACCACCUCCACAACAAUAUGACCGAAGACUUCUCCUACUCAGCACAGAAAACUUAGUUAAUGGAUAUGGCAAAUAUGCCAUUAACAAUAUCUCCUUAGUGUUACCAACAACUUCAUACUUAGGUGCCAUUAAGUACAAAAUCGGUGGUGUGUUUGACCAGAACCCCCCUCCUGAGAACUUUUCAACGGAUUAUGACAUCUUUAACCCCCCAAUGAACCCUAAUUCAAAAACUGGGAAUGGGGUUUACAUGUUUGAGUUGAACCAUGUGGUUGAUGUGAUACUCCAAAAUGCCAAUGCAUUGAAUGGGAAAAUUAGUGAGCUUCACCCUUGGCAUUUGCAUGGGCAUGACUUUUGGGUUUUGGGGUAUGGAGAGGGAAAAUUCAAAGCGAGUGAUGAGAGCAAGUUCAACUUGAAGAACCCACCAUUGAGGAACACUGCAGUGCUAUUCCCUUAUAGUUGGACUGCUUUGAGGUUUAAGGCUGACAAUCCUGGUGUUUGGGCUUUCCAUUGUCACAUUGAACCUCAUUUGCACAUGGGAAUGGGAGUGGUUUUUGCUGAGGCUGUUCAACAUGUGGAUCAUAUACCUGGCUCCUGUGGAUGCUAUAGAAUCUAAGAAGAUGGUCAUGAACACGAAACAUAGUUGAAACUAAUUAGUUUUCAUUUGUGUUUGCCAUUAAUAUGAUAUCUCAUGCACGUGUUUUCUUCCCCGUGGUCAUCGUUUGUGUUAAAUUCACCAAUAAAAUUUGUAGUUCUUGUAUUGUAUUUCAUCCUAUCUUCAUAAUAGUUUGUGUUAUAUUGUAAUUCAA
This is a messenger RNA of Cajanus cajan (pigeon pea), 1967 nucleotides long. Its product is annotated as L-ascorbate oxidase-like. Gene Ontology annotation, molecular function: oxidoreductase activity; copper ion binding. The record is from RefSeq and is a predicted model, not a curated record. Lineage: Eukaryota; Viridiplantae; Streptophyta; Magnoliopsida; Fabales; Fabaceae. Gene Ontology annotation, cellular component: extracellular region; plasmodesma.